AUGCUUAAGGAAAUAUUAGGUAACAUCCCAUUGGUAGAAGCACUAGAGCAAAUGCCAGAUUAUGCCAAAUUCAUGAAAGAUUUGGUUACAAAGAAGAUGACGGUUUCUUUUGAGCUAACCGACUACUUACAUCACUGUAGUGCCAUUGCUAAAAGGUUAUUGGUGGAAAAGAAGGAAGAUUCGGGCGCAUUCACCAUACCUUGUACUAUUGGUUCUUUCGAUUUCACAAGGGCUCUAUGUGACUUGGGCGCUAGCAUAAAUUUAAUAUCACUAGCCAUCUACAAACAGUUAGGCUUGAGAGCCCCUAAAUCGACUUCUAUGCGGCUGCUGAUGGCGGAUAGGUUUAUUUUUCCUGCUAAUUUAUUCAUAUUAGAUUGCCAGGUUGAUUUUGAGGUUCCUAUAAUCUUGGGGAGACCAUGUUUGGCGACUAGCAGAGCAUUGGUAGAUGUGGAGCAUGGAGAACUCAUAUUCAGACUCAAUAAUAAAGAGGUCAAGUUUAAUGUAUGUUCCUUCAUGAAGCAGCCAAAGGAUAUGACUGUGAUAUCUGUGCUCGAUAUUGAGGGUGUAGGUUCACACUCAUAUGCUCCUAAGAAGCUUGACGUUGACUUAAAGAACAGGCCGACUCUACCUAAUAAACCAUCCAUAGAUGAGCCACUUGUAAUUGAGCUCAAAUAA
This is a messenger RNA of Solanum dulcamara, 675 nucleotides long. RefSeq lists its product as uncharacterized. The transcript is spliced from 3 exons. NCBI's taxonomy places the organism in Eukaryota, Viridiplantae, Streptophyta, Magnoliopsida, Solanales, Solanaceae. The record is from RefSeq and is a predicted model, not a curated record. The coding region runs from base 1 to 675 and encodes 224 amino acids.